Trifolium pratense (red clover) is the source of this 1870-nucleotide messenger RNA. Its product is annotated as 60S ribosomal protein L34. Bases 1228 to 1590 code for a protein of 120 amino acids. Lineage: Eukaryota; Viridiplantae; Streptophyta; Magnoliopsida; Fabales; Fabaceae. The record is from RefSeq and is a predicted model, not a curated record. Gene Ontology annotation, molecular function: structural constituent of ribosome. Gene Ontology annotation, cellular component: ribosome; cytosolic large ribosomal subunit. Gene Ontology annotation, biological process: ribosome biogenesis; translation. The transcript has 4 exons.
AAUUUCAACAGAACUCAAAUAACAACACAUAUCAAUAAUUUGUGAAAGCUUCUCUGUAUCACAUUUCAAAUAUAAAAAUUCAGUUUCACACAUUCAAUCUCUCACUUUCUCUUUUUCAGCUUCUCUUCAUCUCUUUUUCUUCUCCUUCUGCGAUUCUAUUCUCCUUAUUUUCUUAUAAUUUUAUCUUAUUCAACUAAAGCUAAGAUUGUGACAUGAACAUGUUCAUAUUUCAUUUUUUUUGUUGAUUAUUUCCCCUUAGGAGUACAAGAAAGUAUAAGAAAAUUAGGGAGUGAAUAGUGCUUAGUUGACCAUAGCUAAACAUUAGUCACAUUUUUUUUUUCUUUGUGUUGUUUUCAAUUUAUUAGCUCCUAUUUAUAGUUUUAAAAAACUAAUGUCUCAAGAGUUUUUAAAACAACCUCAUGUUUGAAAAGAUGGUUGUUACUUACAUGCAUUAGUCACAUGUUCUCUUUUGUUCUUUUUUUUUGGUUACAUUCACUUUUUUUUUUGUUACAAUGUUCUCUUUUGUUCUAUUAGUAAAUAACAUCAUGUUUAAAAAGAUGGUUGUUACUUAAAUGCAUCAGUAGUCACUUAUUGUCUUUUGUUCUACUAGUAUGGAGCCCGUACCAAGCAUGAUUAAUUGAUUAUAAUACAUCUUUUGAAUAGUUUAAGUAUUAAAUUUUUAUUUUGGUUUAAAUACAAUUUUGGUUUCUGUAUUUUAUAAAAUGCGUAAUUUUGAUUUUUUAUGUUUUUUAGAUGUGCUAUAUAAACAAAAAAAAGUUGGACAAAAAUACGACAUCGUACUUUCUCUAUUCAUAGUAUGGGUAUCCAAAUAUUUUUAAUCUUAAAUAUGUGAUUGGAAGUUCGAUUCCUAAUUCAUGAAAAAAAUUCAGUUGAGAGAGGAGAACUCUUGUCUGCCCAAGGAUUCCCAAUCAAAAUUAAUGAUCAUUAACGACGGUAAAAACUUUAUAUCAAUACCACAUUAAAAAAAAUUGAAAACCGACUAGGAGUGUAAGAAGGAAAUUAAUUAUUGGGUGUAACUAGCAAAAGUAUAUUAGAAAAACGCCACAUGUCGAAGUUAUGACCGUCCAAGUCUGAUAAAAGACAAUAGCAAUGAUAUCGUACAGCCCUUGGAUCUAGGUCACGCCGAAACCCUCCUCUUAUACUUCAACACAAUCAUAUCAUAUAUCAUCCUUCUUCUUGUCGUCGCGAAAUUUAGGCUGAGUGAAGAUGGUUCAGAGACUUACCUACCGCCGGCGCCAUAGCUAUGCCACCAAAUCAAACCAACAUAGGGUUGUCAAAACCCCCGGUGGAAAGCUUGUUUAUCAGACAACGAAGAAGAGAGCUAGUGGACCAAAAUGCCCUGUUACUGGAAAGAGAAUUCAAGGGAUUCCACAUUUAAGGCCCACAGAGUACAGGAGAUCAAGGUUGCCUAGAAACAGGAGGACCGUGAACCGUGCAUAUGGUGGAGUUUUAUCUGGAGGUGCUGUUAGAGAAAGAAUCAUUCGAGCUUUCUUGGUUGAAGAACAAAAGAUUGUCAAGAAAGUCUUGAAGAUCCAAAAGACAAAGGAAAAACAAGCUUUGAAGGGCUGAACUUAAUGAAAGGAGAUGAAGAUCUUUUUGGAGGAAUAUUAGGUUUGAGUGAUUAUAGUACAAGCACAAAAUUUAUUAUUAGAGCUGUUUCCUUAAUUAAUUUUGUGCUCAGUUGGCUUCUUUGAACUCAUUCUAGCGCAACUGAUAGCUUCGUCAACCAAUUGAUUAUGAAUUAUGAUACAGUUUUGUUUGUCUCGAUUUUCUUUUGAUGGUUUAUUGACAUUUUCAUGUUCAUCUCUGAAUAUAUGCUCGUACUUAUAAAUUGUUUUUGGAGUUCGGA